Molecule: messenger RNA, 1638 nt
Organism: Phytomonas sp. Hart1
Lineage: Eukaryota; Euglenozoa; Kinetoplastea; Trypanosomatida; Trypanosomatidae
Source: the annotation of a GenBank genome assembly
AUGUGUGCAUUUAUGGGAGGCUCCGUCUUCCCUAUCUUUAUCAACGUUUACAAAGUGGAAGCAGCCCGCUACCAGAGGCUCUCAGGCGUUAUGGACCUUGCUUGGACCAUUAAGGCAUUCACCGCCGUGGUAUGCGAUACAUUCGCCUUCCUCGGUUACACCAAGCGCUGGUACAUGUUUGCCUCGUGCGUGGUGGGCAGCGUCUUCGCGUUGCUCUACGGCCUGCUGCCCGCCAAGCCCUCGUCUGGUGACAUUGCUUCCUGUUUCGUCUUCCUGAGUUUAUACGGCGUAUCGAGUGUGGAUAUUCUUUCCGAAGGCUAUUACAGCCGUCUUAUGCGUAAGAUCCCCAAGGCUGGUCCGGCACUGUUGAGCUGGAUUUGGUGGUUUAUUAAAUCUGGAGGUACUGCAGGCACUUUGAUCAUAGGCCCGCUAUCCGAUCUUAAGAUGCCGCAAGUCGGGGUGUUCAUCGCCGCUGGGCUGCAGUUCAUUGCAUCUUUGAUCUACCUCUUCAACCUGUACGGCGAGAAGACGAACCGCGAGGAGCGCAUUGAGGAUGCAUGUAAUAUGCACAAGGAGCUACUCCUGGAUCUCGAGAAGGGGAAAACACUAAGCCGUAUGGAGGGGAGGGAAGGCACUUUCGAUGUGGAUCAGGAAAAGGCUCUAGAGUUGUUGGAGGCGAGCCCAGAGCUUCUUCUGCCGCAGCCGAUCAACAGUUGCUGUGGAUUUGUCGAGAUCAACAAGGAGGUCGUCAUGCGGAACAAGAGGGUUAUUGCAUACAGUGCUGUCAUGACAGCCUCGGCCAUGAUCAUGGCUCUCGCCAACGUCUUUGCCGAUACGCUAGGGUUGCUUAUUAUCUGCGUAGUGGUGUCGCUUGUGUGCUCCGUGAUGUCCUUCUGGGCAUUGCCGCUCGUUAUUGCAAAGAUUAAUGUAUUUAAUUAUUUCUGUACAUCGGUCUUCAUAAAUCUACCUGGGAUUAACAAGUUCUACAUUGCUGGACCCGAUUGUGUUCCUGGUGGGCCGCACUUCUCUUUGACUUUCAUAUACACCGUAUGCACUGUCAUCUCUACCGUUUCGUAUAUAACCGGUAUUUUGGUGUUCAACUACUUUUUCUCAAAGUCCAACUACCGCAAAAUUAUGAUCAUUACCACGAUCGUACUCACACCUUUGAUAUUGCCCGAAGUCAUGAUGCUCAAGCGUUGGAAUAUACAGGUCGGCAUUCCCGAUCACCUCUUUUACAUCGGUACCAGUACUAUCAUUCCACCACUGAUUAACAUGCUUAUAUGGAUGCCAGCGACAAUACUGUUGUCGCGUCUGUGCCCACGAGGCUCCGAGAGCACAGUGUUUGCGCUCCUAGCCAGCUUUCUCAACCUCGGCUACACCACCAGCACUUCGAUAGGUGCCAUCCUGAUGGAGUAUGUGUGGCCCAUCAAAAGUAAUCCGCCAUGCGACUUCAAGAACGCCGUGAAACUCGUUAUUUUCGGUCACAUCCUCUUACCGCUCCUAGUCAUCCCGCUGACCCUGUUGCUGCCAAACGUCCGUCUCUCUGACGAGAUCGACGUCGAUGGCAACGUGAUAUCGAAAAAGACAGACGAAGAGCCUCACGUAAAGCUUGCCAAGGACAGCAACGAGGUCCAUUGA